Messenger RNA from Coniosporium apollinis CBS 100218, 1830 nucleotides. RefSeq lists its product as uncharacterized. Lineage: Eukaryota; Fungi; Ascomycota; Dothideomycetes. Gene Ontology annotation, molecular function: flavin adenine dinucleotide binding; oxidoreductase activity, acting on CH-OH group of donors. The transcript has 8 exons. The record is from RefSeq and is a predicted model, not a curated record. Bases 1 to 1830 code for a protein of 609 amino acids.
AUGCGUUUGCUUUCCUCGGCCGCGUUUCUGCUCUGCAUAAUCUGUGGAAUAGUCAAUCUGCGGACAAGUUCGGCUUCGCCCAUACGGCUUUCGAAGCGCGCAGAUGUCGCGGCGUCCUAUGAUUUCGUUAUUGUCGGCGGCGGAGCGGCGGGUCUGGCACUCGGGGCGCGCUUGAGUGAGAGCUCCAACCAAACCGUGCUGGUGUUGGAAGCUGGACCAUUCCCCGAGAUCGUUGCUUCCUAUUCAACACCUGGAGCCGGCCAGCAAGUCCUCGGCUCACUGCUCGAUUGGGCUUUUGUCACACCCGCGCAAGAAUCCUUAGACAACCGAACGAUUACCUACCGCCGUGGGAGAGGCGUCGGAGGCAGCACAGUCAUUAAUGGCUUGACCUAUGGGCGCGGAUCAGCCAGCAUUUAUGAUCUCUGGGAGAGCCUCGGCAACGAAGGCUGGAGCUGGACGGAUGUCUUUCCUUUCUUUCAAAAGAGCACCUCUUUCAUUCCUCUGGAAGUCUCCGCAUACCAGACAUACGAUGAGUCUGCAUACUCGCCUUCUGGACCGAUUAGCCUCUCAUACCCGACAUACGUGAGCCCCGCUUCCACUGCGUUCAUCGAAGCCCUCGGAGCUGUCGGCGUCCCUACGGUGAAUGAGCUCAAUCUUGGAGACAACGUCGGCGCGAAACAGGAGCCGCUUACCCUUGAUGCCCGACAACAACGGUCUUCGGCGUACGAUGGCUACUACAAACCUGUGCGGAAUCGGCCUAACCUGACCGUGCUUCCUCUGGCAACGGUGCGGCAGGUGAUCACAGAGAUGCGGAACUUGUCUUUGACAGCAACUGGGGUUGUCUUUGCGGAUCAAACCUCAGGGAGUACCAUGAACGUUACAGCCAGAAAGGAGGUCAUCCUGAGCGCCGGUACAUUUCAGACGCCUCAGUUGCUGAUGCUCUCGGGCAUUGGACCGCAAGAGACACUCCAGGAAUUUGGCAUUCCACAGUCCCUGAUCAACGAGAACGUGGGGCGACACAUGCAGGAUCACUUGUACUUUAGUGUCAUUGCUCGAUCGCAACCAGAAGCAUCUUCAUCUCAGGUCUACAAUCGCAUCGAUCUCCUACAAGAUGCGGAGAUGGAGUACACGGCAAAUAGAUCAGGUCCUCUGACCACGCCUAUUGGCGCUACAUACGGAUUCGAACAAGUUCCCGAAGCUGAUCUACAAGCCAUUGCUGCCGAUGAGCUACUUGCUGGCCGGCAAAACCAGACUCAUAUCGAGUACUUAUGGGAAAAUGUCUACUACCCCGGGACGCCGUCUACGAUUCUGCCCCAGUAUCCCCCGAACCUAGACGAGUCGUUCUUUUCGGUGACCGCAGCGCUGAUCGCCCCGGUCUCGAGGGGCAACGUGACGCUCCAGUCCAACAGUAUCCAAGAUGCUCCAGUGAUAAACCUCAACUAUCUUGAGGCCGAGACCGAUCAAAGGCUCGCCCUCUACGCCUUCCGCAAUCUCCGCACCAUCCUCGCCCAGCCUAGUCUCGCGAACUACACCAUUGGGCCUGCGAACGGCGAAGUUGUCCCGGGCCCCGACAUCACCGAUGAUGAGACUAUCCUAAAGUACAUCAAAUCGACAUUGCUCCCCGUCUGGCAUGUGGCUGGGACGUGUCGCAUGCUGCCACAAGCUCAAGGUGGCGUUGUGGACAGCAGACUUAGGGUGUAUGGAGUAAAGGGACUAAGGAUUGUGGAUGCUAGUAUCAUGCCUGUUAUCCCGGACCAGCAUACUCAGGGUGUGGUUUUUAUGAUUGCUGAGAAGGCGGCCCAGAUGAUCCAGGAAGAUCACGGUUUUUAG